AUGCCGGGCUCACUGGCGGACUACCUCGCCAAAAACUACCUAAACGCAGACCCAGCCCCAGACCGCCCCAAGAAGAAGCGCAAGAAGACCAAAGCCGCGGACACCGCUGGCACUGGUCUUAUUAUCGCAGAUGACGACGCCCCAGUCUUCGGCAAUGCGCGCCCCCUCGAAGAUGAUGAAUACAAGCCCUCCCUCGACACAUCGGCCGCGAGCGCCGAGUUUCGCCGCGCAAAGAAAUCCAGCUGGAAGACCCUUGGCGGAUCCGCGCCCGCCCCCGGGCAGAACGAGCAAGAAGCCGCAGACGCAAUCCUAGCCUCAGCAGCCGCGGAGCGCGCCGCCCGCCAAGCAGACGAAGAUGACGAGGGACCCGUGAUUGAAGGGACAGAAGAGGAUGCAGGACCCCGCAUGGAAACCGGGGCUCGAGCCGGCCUCCAAACAGCCGCGGACACAGCCGCGAUGGUAAAAGCACAGGAGCGCCGCAAAAAGGCUGAAGAAGCGCUUUACCGUGACCCGGCGGCCUCGGAUGAAAAGUCCCAAGAAACAAUCUACCGUGACGCCUCGGGCCGUAUCAUCAAUGUGGCCAUGAAACGCGCCGAAGCCCGCCGUGCCGAGGCGGAGAAAAAGGCGAAGGAAGAAGAAGCCCGCCAAGCGCUCCUGGGCGACGUCCAGCGGCAGCAGCGCGAGACGAGGAAACAGGAGUUACAGGAUAUUCGGGCGAUGCCGGUGGCGCGGGGGAUUGAGGACGAAGCGCUGAACGACGAAUUGAAGGAUGCCGCUAGGUGGAAUGAUCCUGCGGCGCAGUUCUUGACGCAGAAGAAGGGGCCUGGAGCGAGUGUUACUGGUCGGCCGUUGUAUAAAGGUGCGUUCCAGCCGAAUCGGUACGGGAUUCGGCCGGGGCAUCGCUGGGAUGGGGUGGAUCGGUCGACUGGGUUUGAGAAGGAGUGGUUUGCAGCGAGGAAUAAGAAGAGUCGGUUUGAGGCGUUGGAUUAUCAGUGGCAGAUGGAUGAGUAG
Molecule: messenger RNA, 1011 nt
Organism: Penicillium canariense
Lineage: Eukaryota; Fungi; Ascomycota; Eurotiomycetes; Eurotiales; Aspergillaceae
Gene: cwc26
Product: putative cell cycle control protein (Cwf26)
Exons: 1
Coding region: 1-1011 (336 amino acids)
Biological process (GO): mRNA splicing, via spliceosome
Cellular component (GO): U2-type spliceosomal complex; RES complex
Molecular function (GO): RNA binding
Source: RefSeq, a predicted model, not a curated record